Molecule: messenger RNA, 2357 nt
Organism: Anguilla rostrata (American eel)
Lineage: Eukaryota; Metazoa; Chordata; Actinopteri; Anguilliformes; Anguillidae
Product: RING finger protein 223
Exons: 2
Coding region: 396-941 (181 amino acids)
Biological process (GO): protein ubiquitination
Molecular function (GO): ubiquitin protein ligase activity
Source: RefSeq, a predicted model, not a curated record
AGCCUCCCAGGUCUUCAGAGAAGAAGGUUUACACAGAUGAUCUGCUUGCGCGCCAUUUGAAUAUCAUGAUUAUGUUUUCUGAUGUUAUUCCAGUAUUCAAAUAUGUCCUGACGGAGCCCCAGAGGGAGAAGUGGGAGGAGCUACAGGGAGAGGUAGGGAAACGUGACUGACAGGUGAGAGCUGUCCUGCUCUGUUCACUCUCACCAUAAAACCGCGCUGUGACCAGAGAGGACGGGCUGGUCUUAACCUGAUGAACAGGUACCGCGGCGGUCGGACGAGCGGGGCUAGCAAGCGAGCAGGUUAGCAUGGUGCUAGCAUGUUGCCCACAGUUCACCACACCAGCCAGCUGGGGGCGCUCACUCACUGAAGCCACGACCUGAGAGCUGGGCAUCACCAUGGUGCCGGAUCAGGACCAGGACCAGCUGUCCCUCCCCCUGCCACCAGAGGGCGCCCCGGACCUGGAGUGUGCCAUAUGCUUCAGCCAGUUCAACAACGUCUUCCGCACUCCCAAGAUGCUCCAGUGCAAGCACACCUUCUGCCUGGAGUGCCUCGCUCGCAUGAACGUCAAGUCCUCGGAGCCCGACGCCAUCCACUGCCCGCUGUGCCGCGGGGUGACCACCCUGCCCGACCUGGGGCUCCCCAAACUGGAGACCAACCCCACCGUCCUGUCCUACCUGCCCCGGGCCAUGCAGCGUGUCUGCAGCAUCCGGUUCAGCCGCAGCCGGGGCCGGCUGCAGGUCAAAGGGCCCCCCACCGUCAGCGACUCCCUGGACCUGGGGCUCCCCGCCCACUGCCCCGCCUCCGGCCCCGCCCCUCAGCCGGGCAGCAUCCUGCCGUGCUCCGGCAAGCCCUUCUGCCACCUCCUCGUUAUGCUCUCCGGCAUCCUGCUGCUGGUGCUGAUCACCUGCAUCAUCAUCAUCGUCCUCAAACCAAAGGCAUGAGGAGACCUCUGCUCAUCUUCAUCCUCAUCAUCAUCAUCGUCAUCCUCAAACCGCAGGCAUGAGACCUUUGCUCACCUUCAUCCUCCUCAUCAUCCUCAAACUGCAUUCAUGAGACCUCUGCUCAUCUUCAUCCUCAUCAUCAUCAUCGUCGUCAUCCUCAAACCGCAGGCAUGAGACCUCUGCUCACCUUCAUCCUCCUCAUCAUCAUCCACAAACCGCAGGCAUGAGACUUCUGCCCACCUUCAUCCUCCUCCUCAUCCUCAUCAAACGGCAGGACAGAGAGGUCUGCCAGAGGCCCAUUUUCGCUGUGUGAGUAACCACUUUCAGAACCUCAGGUAUCUCCAGGAACUGCGGACACGCCCAAACUGCACACCUGCUGCUGCAGGGCACCAGCUGUCACCAAUGAGAGAGGCGUCUCACACACACACACACACACAGACACACAGACACGCACGCUCACACACACAAACGCACACACACAAUCAUGCACACACACACACACACACACACACACACAUAAAAGUGAGCCCUCAUUCACAUGAAAGUGAGCUGCAGAGAAUGGCUGAUGGACAAGCUUUCCUUCAGUAAAGCAAUAAGCUAAUUUCCUACUGCUGUAAAUUCCGCAGUGUGUUACUCACUGCGUGUGUGUGUGAAUUCUGAACGUUACACGUCCUGUAGAUGGCACAUCGUGCUCACGCACAUACCCCACACUUUCAUGACCGGGUUUCCGUGGGAACGUAGCUCAGACUGUCUCAGACUGCCGUCGGAAUUCGCCGAGGUUUCGUUACCUGGCGUACUGUUCAAGGUGUGCCGUUUCUGCUUCUGGCGCACGGAGGGGGGGCUCUGCACACAAACCCCAUCGGCUCAGGUGGGUUGGGGGCCCCCCCUGAGCCCACAGACAGCACAGCUGAGAGCGACCGGAAAUCCCGGAAACCUCCGGUUUUCUUUGAUCAGGCCCUUUAUGUACACACACACACAGCCUGCUGGCAAGGAGGCGAGAGACCCAGAGAGAAAUGAGUGCAAUUAAGUGCAGUGUGCACUGCGUACUCUGUGACGAGUAAUGUGCAUAAUGAGUCAUUCGUGAUGUGUAAUGUGUAACGUGAAUGCACAACAUGUAAUGUGUAACAUGCAUAGUAAAAUGUUCAGCGUUAAAUUAACUCUUACAGAAUACAUAUGGUUCCUAUUGGACCGCAUGCACCCUGUUAGAGUUCAAUUAACACUGGAUAUUUUACUGGGUAGUACAUUGUUGCUAUACAGUAAGACAAUAGCAGUUUACUGUUUUUUUUUACAACAUACAGCAAUCUAUCGAAUCUUUAUCCUGUUAUCUGAAUAAACAUGUAGCAGAGUUUGUGAUUAUUCCUGUUCUAAAAUGUUUAAGUUAAAUAAAGAUUUAAAGGCACGGAAUUUGUAUUAUAA